AUGGCAUCGUCCACGGUGGCCGUUCCGUCCGGAGCCACCUCGGUGCCGACGGUGACGAACGGCAGCGGCGUGAGCGGCGGCGGUGGCAGCAGUGACAGCGGCAGCAGCAACGGCGGCAUCGUCGUCGCCGCUGGCACCGAGGAGAUCGACGGCGGCGACAUAUUCGGCGACCGGAGUAACGUCAAUUCCGUCGGCGGCUACAACAACGGCGGCAAUCCCGGCGAUGCCCUGGAGGAGAUGGCGUGCGGCAACGGGGAGGCCAGCAAUCAGGGCUGCGCCCUCUGCAUGAGCAAGCUGUGCUCGCCCCGGGUGCUCUCCUGCCUGCAUGUCUUCUGCGAGGCCUGCCUGGACAAGCUGCUCAUGGACGAGGCCGGGGACUCCAAGGUGGGCUCGGUUAUAAGCUGCCCCGUAUGCCAUCAAGAGACUUCCGUUAGUUCUAAGGGCGCCGCGUCGCUUACGUGCGACUAUGUUCUCACCAAUAUAUUGGAUAUGUCCGCCAUCGAGAGCAUGGCAGUACUGUGUACCUCCUGCAAGGCCAAAGAGAGCGCUGUGGCGCGUUGCUCGGAUUGCGCCAAUUUCCUGUGCCCAAAUUGCAACACGGCGCAUCAAUUCAUGCGCUGCUUCGAGCAUCACAAAGUAGUUGCCUUUGAAGAUUUGAAGCAAUCCAACGAAGCUAUCCCAAUACACAAGCCGAUCUUUUGCGAAUGUCAUCCUGCUGAGAAUAUGAAGUUCUACUGUCAUACGUGCCAGGAACCUAUUUGCAAUGAGUGUUUGCUUGUGGAACACAAAGCACCAGAACAUCAAUACGAACGACUGACAGAUGCAGAACCACGACAGAAGGAAGAAAUAAUUAACCUGAUGACUGAAAGUAAAGCAAAAAUUGCUGAAUGCGAUCAGGUUACAAUACAACUAGAAAAUGCACUUAGUGAGCUGCAAGUACAACAUGAUCAAGCAAAAGAUUUAAUCACGGAGACUUUUCAAAGUUACAAGGCCAUUUUAGAGAAAUGUAAAGAUAAUGCGUUAACUGAGCUCGAGAAAUUGCAUUCAAAUAGAGAACUGGAAAUUAUGGACGCUUUUCAUAGUGUUGAAAAGACUGCAGAAAAAAUAGAAGACGCUUGUCGUUUCACCUCGAGAUUACUAGAACAUGGCGAUGCAGUGGAAAUCUUGGCACUUCGGCGUAUUGUAGGAGCGCAAUUGAUGAAUUUAAUAAAAAACACACCAAAACACAAUGUAACAUUCUCUAUCGAAUUUCAAACCGACUAUAAUCAGUUUGAGAAAACUAUGAAGGAAGUAUUUGGCAAAUUUAAUACUGAAAGUACGCUGGAGGUGAAAACUCAUCUUGAACCAAUCUCAACAGUAUCGGGUGUCUCUACAAAUCAGCAAAUAGUUCAUACCACCUCAAUGGGUUGUCCAAGUUCCAUCAGCACAAGCUCUCCCAUUUCACUUCCCACAUCUAUGCAAUCCUCCUUCGAAGGUGAACCUUCAUUCAUUAUUCCACCGAACUCGAGUCCUCAAAAUAUCCCGCCUCCACCACCGCCCGUACCUCUUCCACCAGGGUCGGUUCCUAUCCACGGAUUGACUAGCAUUCAAGAGUACAAUCUACAACAGCUGGCCAGUUUAGCGGAGAAGGUAGAGAUGGUGGGCGACACCGGUGUAGUUGGACCUAGCUCGAAUCCUAGUCCAACUCCGUCCUUCACUUUGGCAGAUUUAUUUGCUGGAGACCUAAAUUCUACGAGCCAUGCCAUUACUAAUUUGCAAGCUCUUGCAAAAUUAGGGAAUACUCUUGGUAAUCAAGAUCUUGGAAAUACUACUAUUAACGGUAGUGGUGGCUUGGUAUUGGGACGUGGACCUUCGCCAGCCAUUGUGGACGCCCCAAAUCUGGGUUCUUUGGCUGCCAAUAGUCUAUUAAAUGGAGGAUUUCAAUCAUUGUCCUCUUCUACUUCGCCGAUACUUUCACAGGGUGCUGAUGACUUAAUAGGUGAUUCUAUGCAUAAUAUGCCUGUAGUAGUAGGAAAUACUGUUGCCAAUCACGUAACCGGAUCAGGAACAGGGAAUUAUCCUGCUCAUUCAAGAACCCAGAAUACAAAAUUAACGCCUAUGCAUAUCCGAAGCAAGUUUGGACAAUUAGGACCCAGUAAAGGGCAAUUUAAUUCGCCUCAUGGAUUCUGUCUGGGGACUGAUGAGGAUAUUAUCGUCGCAGACACAAAUAAUCAUAGAAUUCAGAUUUUUGAUAAGACUGGUACCUUCAAAUUUCAAUUCGGUGUUCCUGGUAAAGAAGAAGGGCAAUUAUGGUAUCCUAGGAAAGUAGCCGUUAUGAGAAAUAACGGCAAAUUUGUUGUAUGCGAUCGUGGAAAUGAACGAUCCCGAAUGCAAAUAUUUACGAAGAAUGGCCACUUUAUAAAGAAGAUCGCUAUUCGUUACAUCGAUAUCGUAGCUGGCCUAGCUGUUACCAGCCAAGGUCAUAUUGUGGCUGUUGACAGUGUGUCGCCAACUGUGUUCGUAAUCAGUGAUACAGGAGACCUUUUGAGGUGGUUUGAUUGUAGUGACUAUAUGAGAGAACCGAGUGAUAUCGCUAUCAGUGGCAAAGAAUAUUUUGUUUGCGACUUCAAAGGACAUUGUGUUGUGGUGUUCAAUGAAGAGGGUAAAUUCCUGCGUCGCAUUGGCUGUGAGAAUGUAACAAACUUCCCGAACGGGAUUGAUAUUAGCGAUGCAGGAGAUGUAUUAAUUGGAGAUUCACAUGGUAAUCGUUUCCAUGUAGCUGUCUUCUCCAGAGCCGGCUCUUUAAUAUCAGAGUUUGAAUGUCCAUAUGUAAAGGUGUCUCGAUGUUGUGGCUUGAAAAUAACCUCGGAAGGAUAUAUUGUAACACUGGCCAAAAACAACCACCAUGUCCUUGUAUUAAACACUCUUUAUAUAUUGUGAAGUGGCAUCAGACGAGUAAGUAUGUUAUAACUUCCUCCUGCAAGUGGAAACUUCUUUGGAAAACUGCUCUCAACGAAAGAUGGAAAAGGCAUGCCCAAGGCAUUACGUUUGAAUAUUGGGCCUAUCGAAGCAAUAGAAACAAAUGCAGCAUGCAGCUUUAAUAGUUGUAAAAAUAUAAUGCGUCCCCGUUUUAUGAAAGUAACAAAUGUUGAAAACAAAAAAAAAUGCAGAAAGGUAAUGUACGUCUCCGACCAAACAGUAUAAUAGUAACUUAGCAAUUUGCAUUUUGGUAAACUGCCAAAGUAAAUUAAAUUAACUAAGUGGAACCAGUUAUAAAGAGAGAGAAGCAGUAAGCUAUAUCAACCAGUAAGCAACCAACCAAGCCAGUUGGAUCGCUUGUAGUAGAGAAAGCAAUUUAUAAUGGCCUUCCGUCAAAAUUGGUUGUUGUACAUCAUUUUUGACAUGUCAGUAUUUUAAGUAUGUUUAUAAAUCAAAUUAUUCUAGUCUCCGACGAGCACUUUCUAUACACUGGUUUCGAUUUGUGCUCGGAACAAGACGUUCUCGUCCUGAUUUUUUAUUAAUCAAGGAUGUUUGUCUUCUUAGUCCUAACUGAUGCUUCAAGAUGCAUAUAAGUGCACAGAUUACGUUUAAAAAGUUUUCCUUUAAGAGAGCUUCUAAGUAACUAGUUAAACUCGGCAAGGAUAAAUUUCACGACGAGAGGAUCAAAAAUUUUCGCUUAAACUGAAAAAAAAAGAUAAAAAAAAAGAACGUUGCAUGCUGCGAGGUAGUUGGUAGUACUUCCUGCUCUUAUCAUAUCGUAUUUCUAAAGAAGAGAAUGAAACAAUACUCCUCAUUGCAGCAGGCACGAAGCUUAACAAGAGCUAUGUUCCUGAUUUUCUUUCUGCGCGUUUGAAAAUGAUAGUUGAGAACAUAAUAUAAAAACAACGUUAAUGUGCAAGGAAUAGAUUAUGGUAUGUUGAAAAUCAAACAUUUAAUAUCUUAUAUAAAAAGUGUCGUACAGAAAAAGAUACUUUGAGCGUAAAAAAAAAGGUGAAAUAAUUAUUUACACUUACGAGACAAACGAGUAGAUCCCAUUUGUGCAUUGUUAAAAUUAGACGAGACACAUAAUGGUUACAAUAUUUACUCAGGAUGCUUUAUUAUGGUCCACCAUAUGAAUAUGAUAUAUAUGCGUGUGUGAAUUAUUGGUUCGUGGUGCUAGUGAAUAAUGUAUCCAUACCAUGUAAAUGUAUUUGUUAUAAAAUUACAGAAAUCGUUCCCGCGCAUUUUUUACAAUGCAGGGGAGCGAUUUCGUGUAAUAUAUUAUAUAAGAUUCGUAAGUACAUAAUAUAUACCACCGGUAUAUCAUAUAGGGACGAUACUUUAUCUAUGUAUAAAAAAAAGGGAAAAUAACGUACAGUUUGCUAAACAACCUCUAUUUAUGUAUAUAUUAACAUGAUACAUGAAAAAGAUGAAAACCACAUAAGACACAUACAUAUAUAGAAAUACACAUAUUUUUUAGGGUUGUUUACAUGAUCAGCCUUAAGAUUUGAUUGAACUAAAAUGCAAUGUGUAUACAACAUAUACAUCGGAUAUUUGGCAGAUUGCUACACUGUGUUACCUUACAUUAUCUACAAUAACGUUUAAUUAACAAAUACUAUCUUGCCAUACCAAAUGCUAGGUAGCACAUCCAUAUAUACAUAUAUAAUAUAUAUAAAUAUAAAUAUAUAUAUAUGUAUAUGUAUAUAUAUAUUUAUACUUGACUAGCUUUAUCAAAUUCGUUUGCAUACAAGAAAUUAUAUCGAUAAUGUCUGGUUUCAUUACUCGUGUGAAAGCAAGUGAAAAACAAAAAUUUAGACGAACGAGAAACACAAAAAAAAAGGACAGUACUAGGAGGCUAUUUUAAAGUUCGCGCGUAACAUCGGCAUUUGUAGUAAAUUGCACGAAGCCUACAUACAUACACCUAAGCUAAUCAGUCGUACUCAUCUCUCGUAUAAUGUUAGAAGUUUUAAUUUUAUAUAUAAAAAGGAAAAAAAGAAAAGAAAAACUAAUUCUGAAAUAUUUAAUAGUCAUGGUUAGCAGAGUUAUAUAAAUAAUGCCUGUGAUAAUAGUAUCGUCAGGAUAAGUUGUGUCCUUAAAGAGUCUCUGAUGUUGUUGCUAGGUAAAUAUUGAUUAGAAGUGUAUCAAUGUGAGAUACCGCGUUGGUGCCGCGCCUGCAAGGUGUUUUUACAAGCACAAUAACGCCUGGUGCAGAGCGGGCCAUCAAUCGUCUCUGAUGAUACGCGUUAAAUAUAUUUAAAAAAAAAAAGAAGAUAUUCAAAAUAAAGAGAGAACAUGUUGCAAAAUUUUUGCCAGUCAUAUUAAAAGAAAAAAAACUCAUAGUGUAACGAAUGAAUGACCAUUAACGAGAGGGUCUUUUACCUCACAAAAUUAUUAUAUUACGCUCACCUUAUAUAUACUUGAAUAUUUUAGUAUAGAUUUACUCUUUACAUAUUUUUAUCUCUGUGGAAGACUACUUGGCUAAUUUAGGCCACUGUUGAAAUUCACCCCUUAUUUGCCUUGAUGUUUAAAUUACAACAAUAAUAUAUAAAAAAAAGAACGAGAAUUACUUGUUACGUAAAUGGUAAUUGUGAUAGAUUUUUUGAUGAUUUUUACAAUCUCAAAAGUCUUAUUAUCCUAAUAUGUAUAGAAUUAUAUAGUCACUCUGUACGUAAUAGAUAAAAACUUUGCUUACAUUGUUAAACUAAUAUUAAAAAGCUCUCAUAACUAUCCACACUAAACAGUUUUACAACUGACAGUGUAAAUCGAAGAUCGUAUUUCGAGCAUGGGAUAGGUUCUGUGUGUAUUACUUUUAGCAGUACUAUUUUUAUUGCUAUACAACUUCCAAGGCCUUUUUGGGUGCCACAGGUUCUCCGACAUAAUUUCGAACAGAAUUAUUUGAAUUUACAUACAUAUUAUUACGGUCGAAUCUUCGAUUUUGCGUUUGCCGUGAAGUUAAAAAUUACGAUUUUCCAUUUCCUUCUGAUAAUUGUAGAGUUGUCACCUGAUUUUAUUUUAUAAAAUCGGAGUUAUCGCGUGAUUAUCUUUUCGUUUUCCGGUGCAAAAUUGCUCUCGAAACCGUUUUUUUUCUUUUCCACAAGCUUUACAAUACUUGGCAACACGAGGAAGACAAUUGGGAAGCGCCUCGGACCGUUCCGUUUCUAAUUUCGCGUGAAUUUUAAGAGACAUAAUAUUUGUCAAUCGUAAAAUAUGUCGUGUAUCCGAUGAGGAGUCGUUGCUAUAUAUCACACACACGAAUAUGUUCCUGAUUUUCAAAAGAGGAAGAAGAAAAAAAAAAGAAAAGAGUCGCAUAUAUUAUACAAUAAGAAUUUACUGCGAAUGUUCACGAGCAUUAACGAGACAGCUACAAUUAUAUAAAUAAUAGGACUAACAUGACACACGACAUAAACUGAAUUCUAGCCUACGGUUAAUCAUAGUCUUCCUAGAAUCCUAAAGAAAAAAAAAAGAGUAUGACUUUGCUAUAUUGAUUAGGGCAUGGCCAAUUAACAUUAUAUAGCUGGGUUACGAAUGGAGAAAAAAAAAAGCGUUAAACGAAAAGAUUUAUCUUGCGAAUUGCGCUUUUGUAAUUCAACAGCUCCACAUCAUUUUACUGGACAUGGCUUAUACACUGAAGGAUCCGUGAAUUAAUUCUUACUUUCUCAUGCCUUCAGCAUAAUUUGAACUUAUACAAGAGAGGAAGAGAGAGAGGGUAACAAUCUAUAUAUGAUCAAAAAGGAAAGGGGAAAGAAAAAGCCGUAAGCUCAUUAUGUGUAAGCGUUCCGCGUUAUUUUUGUAACAAUAUUUUUAUUCCUUACUCGCUCGUAUACAUCGUCUUAUAUAUACAUAUAUAUAAUUUUUACCUUUACGCAAGCAUUAUGUGUUCGAUUGGCUGUUUCCGACGCUAUUAUAGCGUACUUAUUUGGAUAACAUUAGAUCAUUUUUUUCCGCGGCUAGAGAUAUGGCCGGGGAAUACGUGGUACGAGCUUGCUAUACAUAUUUUGAUCUUUAUUACGUUUUUUUUUUAUUCGAGCAAUCCGCGAAAACGGAAUUGCUCUCAAACGUAUUUAUAUUAUUA
Wasmannia auropunctata (little fire ant) is the source of this 7030-nucleotide messenger RNA. Its product is annotated as brain tumor protein-like. Gene Ontology annotation, biological process: positive regulation of DNA-templated transcription. Gene Ontology annotation, molecular function: ubiquitin-protein transferase activity; protein binding; zinc ion binding. The transcript is spliced from 9 exons. The coding region runs from base 1 to 2919 and encodes 972 amino acids. NCBI's taxonomy places the organism in Eukaryota, Metazoa, Arthropoda, Insecta, Hymenoptera, Formicidae. The record is from RefSeq and is a predicted model, not a curated record. Gene Ontology annotation, cellular component: chromatin; nucleoplasm.